Molecule: messenger RNA, 387 nt
Organism: Naumovozyma dairenensis CBS 421
Lineage: Eukaryota; Fungi; Ascomycota; Saccharomycetes; Saccharomycetales; Saccharomycetaceae
Exons: 1
Coding region: 1-387 (128 amino acids)
Source: RefSeq, a predicted model, not a curated record
AUGUGGAUGGUGUAUUUUACAGGUCUCUAUAGAUUUCCUGACAUGUUGGUUUUGAAAUAUGGUGGUAAUAACAGGAAUUUGCUCAUUGACCCAAACUCUCGUUGCUUUGAUGUAAUUACUUCUUAUUCGAAAACUAUAUGUGCCAAUUUCAUGUGCAAGAAUUUAGAUAAGAAAACCGCUGAUUAUUUGUUCCAUUAUAUUUUUGUUGUGAGAGGUAUUCUUAAACAUUCCCUUGGUCCAGAUUACGAUGGUAUGAAGAGGGAUUUGUUCAACGAGACUGAAGGGGAACCUGCUAAUUAUUUGUUGAACAAUUUUGUAGCUAGAUCCGUUGGUGAUGGUGACUCUGAAGAUGAUUUUGGUCCUGUAAAUAUUCCAAUAAUGUUUUGA